GUUUGUUUCUUGUCGUCUAGAGAACAAGUUAAAUAAAAUAAGGUACUGUCAUUAUUUUGCUGUUGUAAUACCCGGAAAAUUCAUCUUAUUUAUAAAAUGGCUGGCUCUGCACUUCGACGUUUAAUGGCCGAAUACAAGCAACUCACGCUGAAUCCCCCAGAAGGUAUUGUUGCUGGUCCUAUCAAUGAAGAGAAUUUUUUUGAUUGGGAAUGUCUCAUUGUCGGGCCAGAUGGGACAUGUUUUGAAGGUGGUGUUUUUCCAGCUAAAUUAACAUUUCCCACUGACUAUCCACUAAGUCCACCAAAGAUGCAGUUUACAUGUGAAAUGUUUCAUCCAAAUAUUUAUUCAGAUGGAAGAGUAUGCAUUUCAAUCUUGCAUGCACCUGGCGAUGAUCCCCUUGGUUAUGAAUCUAGCGCAGAAAGGUGGAGCCCAGUCCAGAGUGUGGAAAAAAUUCUACUGUCAGUUAUCAGCAUGUUGGCUGAACCUAACGAUGAAAGUGGAGCAAAUAUCGAUGCGGCUAAAAUGUGGCGGGAUAACCGGGCUGAAUUUGAUCGCAUUGCAACCCGUAUCGUUCGAAAAUCAUUGAAUAUUCCUCUUUAAAAGCUGAAUGUAUUAAAUAUAAUUCUAAGAAGAUAA
Molecule: messenger RNA, 636 nt
Organism: Daphnia carinata
Lineage: Eukaryota; Metazoa; Arthropoda; Branchiopoda; Diplostraca; Daphniidae
Gene: Ubc7
Product: ubiquitin-conjugating enzyme E2 G2
Exons: 5
Coding region: 97-600 (167 amino acids)
Cellular component (GO): cytosol; endoplasmic reticulum
Source: RefSeq, a predicted model, not a curated record